AUGGAAGUUAACUAUUCACAAGAAAAGGGGGAGUUGGUGUUGAAACAGUCCCUAUUUAUUAUGAAGUUGGUCUCGAAGUUUGAGCAAAACGAAGCUUAUGCACUUCGCAACCCUGUCUGCGCAGGACAGGACCUAACUCCGGAUGAAACACACCCAUAUUAUCGCAGUACUUGGACCAACCACGACAGAUGCACUGGCGAGCGGCUUUACGCGUUUUACACUAUCUCAUGGGAACAAAAUAGCACGGAAUUAAGUAUAAGGAAUCAGACGGCAAAAAGAUGA
This is a messenger RNA of Peronospora farinosa, 282 nucleotides long. Lineage: Eukaryota; Oomycota; Peronosporomycetes; Peronosporales; Peronosporaceae. The record is from the annotation of a GenBank genome assembly.